Boleophthalmus pectinirostris (great blue-spotted mudskipper) is the source of this 4047-nucleotide messenger RNA. It is a transcript of the gene hip1rb, whose product is annotated as huntingtin interacting protein 1 related b. The record is from RefSeq and is a predicted model, not a curated record. Gene Ontology annotation, biological process: endocytosis; actin filament organization; clathrin coat assembly. Lineage: Eukaryota; Metazoa; Chordata; Actinopteri; Gobiiformes; Gobiidae. Gene Ontology annotation, cellular component: clathrin-coated vesicle; actin cortical patch. Gene Ontology annotation, molecular function: phosphatidylinositol-3,4-bisphosphate binding; clathrin light chain binding; phosphatidylinositol-3,5-bisphosphate binding.
GUUUAGCUUCCCCCGAGCCACGGUUCAUCAGGAGGAAUGAAGCCGAACGAGCGAUGCCACUGGCGGUCUGGCGUUUGACACGGACACGGCGGAAAACACGGACACUUGGACGUCUACUGAAUUUAUUAUAAGACGUUGGAUGAUACUGGUUGUUUUAUUUUUUUUUCUUGAUCGCUGUAAAUAAUCCGAAUAAAGCGCUGAAGGAUGAACACCUGGGUGAGAAGCCGGAGGAGCGAGCAUAGCCUGGGAGCUGAGCGGGAUCACUUUGACAAGCAGCAGCUCAGCAGUAUCAGCAAAGCCAUCAACUCCACAGAGACGCCGGUCAAAGAGAAGCAUGCACGCCGCAUCAUCCUGGGCACACACAGAGAGAAGGGCGCCUACACCUUCUGGUCGUACUCUCUGGGCUUCCCCCUGGCCAGCAGCUCUGUCCUCAGCUGGAAGUUCUGCCACGUGCUCCACAAAGUGCUCAGGGACGGACACCGCAAUGUUUUACAAGACUGUAUGAGACACCACAGCAGUCUGGUGGAUGUGGGGAAAAUGUGGGCCCAUCUUCAUGACAAAUAUGGCCAACUGGUGCACCUCUACACCAAACUGCUGUGUACCAAAAUGGAGUUCCACACAAAGCACAACACCAUCCCCCCCAACCUGGAGAUCACAGACGAUGGCCUGGAGCGCGCCGCAGGGACUGAUAUCAACAACGUGUUCCAGCUCACUGUGGAGGUGUUCGAUUACAUGGACGGGGAGCUGCGCCUGGCGGAGACAGUGAUCCGACAGCUGAACACGUCCAUCGCCAUCUCCAGUCUGACCUCAGGCCAGUGCCGCCUGUCUCCUCUCAUUCAGGUGAUCCAGGACUGCAGCCAGCUCUACCACUUCACCGUCAAGCUCCUCUUCAAACUGCACGCAUGUCUCCCGGCUGACACUCUCCAAGGACACCGCGACCGCUUCCACGACCAGUUCCACAGCCUGAAAACCUUCUUCAACAAAGCUCGAGACAUGUUGUACUUCAAGAGGCUCAUCCAGAUCCCCCGGCUGCCUGAUAGCCCUCCAAACUUCCUGCACGCUGCGUCUCUGGCCAAACACAAGAAGCUGGUGGUGGUGAUCCCAGACCAGGACGAGCAGCAGGACGAUGAUGACGAUGAGCCCGAACCUCUGAUCGACGUGGAGAGCACCCCCGCCCCCCUCGCCCUCGCACCACAGCCGUCCGUGGACAUCUUUGACCAGGCGUUCGGUCCUCCUAAUGGAGCCUUUGACGACAGAGACCUGCAGAUCGACAGCCUGAAGAGGGACCUGGAGCUGCUCAGAGCAGAGCUGGAGCGAGUCAAGGCGGAGGCCCAGCGCUACAUCACCCAGCUCAAGUCUCAGAUCAACAGCCUGGAAGCAGAGCUGGAGGAGCAGAGGGCACAGAAGCAGAGAGCUCUUCUGGAGAACGAGCAUCUGAGGAUGGAGCUGGAGAACACACGGCGCAGGAACGCAGAGCACGAGGGGCUGCAAGCCACCUUCCUGGAGGCUGAGAAGAAAGCCCAGGCCUCGGAGCAGCGCUACAACAUGCUCAAGGACAAACAAGAGCUGGUGGCCAGUCACGCAGAGCUGCUACGGAAGAGUGCAGACACAGUGAAGAUGCUGUCAGUGACGCAGCAGACUCAAGAGGAGGUGGAGCGCACCAAACAGCAGUUGUCCUUCGAGAUGGACCGCAUCAAACAGGAGGCCGACAUGAGGAUGGAGGAACAGAAGUUUGAGAUGGAGAAGCUGAGGAGGGAGCUGGAGGAGAAGAGGACAGAGAUGAUGCGCAUCAAGUCAUCUCUCCAGAACACAGAGCAGGCGUCAGAACAAAUGAGCAGCUCCAUGUCGGCUCUGCAGGCAGAGAAAGAGCGUCUGAUGCGCUCUGUGAGUGAGAAGGAAGCAGAGCUGUCCUCUCUCAGACAGUCUGCUCAGCUCCAGCAGUCCUCACUCCAGCAGGAGAAAGAGAGGAGCAGCAGGGAGCUGGGAGAGCUGCAGAGCAAACUGCACCAAAAGACGAGUCAGGAGGAGCAGCUGAAGCAGAAGCUGCUGGAGGAGCAGUUUGCUCUGCUUCAGGGAACUGUGAGUGAGGCUGAAAGCAUCAUCCAGGACGCUGUGGCCAAGAUCGAUGACCCUCUGCACAUCCGCUGCACCAGCUCCCCAGAUUAUCUCAUCAGUCGGGCGGAGGCGGCCCUCGGCUCCAUCGACAGCCUGAAGAAGGGUCAUUCAGAUUACAUGAGAAACAUGAAUGAUGCUGGAGCACUGGUCAGGGCAGUGACCCAGUUCUCCCACCUGACUGCGGACACCAUCGUGAACGGCAGUGCCACAGCGCACAUGGCCCCCACCGACCACGCAGACAGACUGACGGAGAACUGCAGGAGCUGUGCCACUCAGAGUCUGCAGUACCUCCAGGAUCUGAAGGCCAAAGUGUCUCUGCAGAGAGCCGACCCUGCCUCUGUCCGCCUCAUCAUCCAGAAGAUCCUGCACUUAGGACAGGAGCUGCGUCCCAAAGGGAUGGACGUGCGGCAGGACGAGCUGGGGGACCUGGUGGAUAAAGAGAUGGCUGCCACCUCAGCGGCCAUAGAGGAGGCAGUGCGCAGGAUCGAUGAAAUGAUGAACCAGGCCAGAAAAGACACUACAGGAGUCAAACUGGAGGUCAAUGAGAGAAUCCUGAACAGCUGCACAGACUUGAUGAAGGCCAUCCGUAUGCUGGUGGUGGCCUCCACAGAUCUGCAGAAGGAGAUCGUGGAGGGCGGCAGGGGCGCAGCGUCCAUCAAAGAGUUCUAUGCCCGUAACUCGCGCUGGACAGAGGGGCUGAUCUCUGCGGCCAAGGCUGUGGGCUGGGGAGCCACUGAGCUGGUGGACUCUGCAGAUAAAGUGGUCCUGCACACAGGCAAAUAUGAAGAACUCAUCGUGUGUUCACAUGAGAUCGCUGCCAGUACUGCACAGCUGGUGGCUGCUUCUAAGGUGAAAGCUGACCGCAGCAGUAAGCGUCUGUCCACGCUGCAGCAGGCCUCACGCUACGUCAACGAGAUGGCCGCCAACGUGGUGGCCUCCACCAGGACGGGCCAGGAGAACCUCGAGGAGAAAGAUACUAUGGACUUCUCAGGGAUGUCUCUCAUCAAACUCAAAAAGGAGGAAAUGGAGUCACAGGUGAAGGUUCUGGAGCUGGAGACUAUGCUGGAGAACGAGCGUCUGCGUCUGGGUGAGCUCCGAAAGAAGCACUACGAGGUGGCAGGAGUCCCUCUGGACCAGAUCGCCGACGGCAACGGCUUGGCCCCCGCCUCCCCCAAAACCUCCAAACCUACACUCAUGAAGAAGCCCGCUCUGGCCCAGAAGCCCAAUGUCCCACCCAAGAACAUGUUCAAAUAAAGACCUGACUCCAUGAUCAGCACGAGACACUGGGACCUGUCCCUUUUAUUUGUAUUUUUAAACGUUUCGCUGACAAUCCUGACACCGACCCCCUGAUUUUUGCCAAAACCAUCUGAGAAAUCCCCAGGCCUGUUCAAAUGCAACUGUACCUAUUAUUUUGGCAUUCAGGAUAAAACAUCUGGCUCCUACCAAGUUUAGUUUAUUGUAUUUUUUUAAAAAAUUAGAUUUAAACACUUCUGCUUUUAAUAAACGUGAAGAAUGAACUACUUAAGAGACUGCAGCGCCUUGGCCUAGUGGAACUUUGGACCUUUUUGUCACACUGUGUAUUAAAGCUGAAAGAUGUCUUAUAUUUUGCUGGAAAUCUUGAACAUACCUCUGCCUUUGCCUUUUAAUCUGACGUGACAGUUCAGAGGCCUUGAAUGUGCUGGUGUGUGUGAGCAGCUCGGACGCUGUGGUGUCCACUGAAUGUUUGGACUCAAGUCAUGUGCUGGUGUGCUCCAGGUCACAUCCUCUGGGACGUGUGGAACAGGGUCGCCUCCUUUUGUUUCUUCUUCUUUGCUCUGGAUGAAUUAUGUCUCUUUAUAAGCUCAGAUCAAUUAAUAUAUUUUAGUAAAGAUAAUGGUGGUUUCUCAUUGUACCAAGUGUAAAUGUCAAAUAAACUCUACAUGUUUGAUUUGA